UUAAGAAAUCUGACUUGAUGACGCACUUGCCGGAAGUCGUCACAGAAGAGAAAAUGGCGGAAGCGGCUAAUGAAGCGGAGCUACUCAAGGAGAAGGCGAAUAAGUACUUUAAAGAGAAAGAUUAUGAAAAUGCGAUCAAGUUCUACUCGGAGGCUUUGGACCUCAACCCAUCCAACGCCAUCUACUACAGCAACCGCAGCCUGGCGUACCUGCGCACGGAGUGCUAUGGCUACGCCCUGGCGGACGCCACCAAGGCGCUGGAGGUGGACAAGAACUACAUCAAAGGCUAUUACCGCCGCGCCACCUCCAACAUGGCUCUGGGGAAGUUCAAAGCUGCUCUGAAGGACUACGAGACGGUCGUCAGAGUCCGACCGAACGACAAAGACGCCAAGAUGAAGUACCAGGAGUGCAACAAGAUCGUGAAGCAGAAAGCCUUCGAGAGAGCCAUCGCCAGCGACGAGACGAAGAAGUCUGUGGUGGACUCUCUGGACAUCGAGAGCAUGACCAUCGAGGACGACUACGCCGGCCCCAAACUGGAAGACGGGAAGGUGACGGUCGGCUUCAUGACGGACAUGAUGGAGUGGUUCAAAGAGCAGAAGAAGCUGCACAGGAAGUGUGCGUAUCAGAUUCUGGUGCAAGUUAAAGACGUUCUGUCAAAGUUACCCAGUCUGGUGGAAGUGACCCUGAAAGAGACAGAUCAGUUAACUAUUUGUGGGGACACGCACGGGCAGUUCUACGACCUCCUCAACAUUUUCAAGCUGAACGGUUUACCGUCAGACGCCAACCCUUACCUGUUCAACGGGGACUUUGUGGACCGCGGCUCCUUCUCCCUGGAGGUCAUCCUCACUCUGUUUGGCUUCAAGCUGCUCUACCCCGACAACUUCCACUUACUGAGAGGAAACCACGAGACGGACAACAUGAACCAGAUGUACGGCUUCGAGGGCGAGGUCAAAGCCAAGUACACGGCGCAGAUGUUCCAGCUGUUCAGCGAGGUCUUCCAGUGGCUUCCUCUCGCUCAGUGCAUCAACAGCAAAGUGCUGGUGAUGCACGGCGGGCUGUUCAGCGAAGACGGCGUCACGUUGGAUGACAUCAGGAAGAUCGACAGAAAUCGACAACCUCCAGACUCAGGCCCCAUGUGUGACCUUCUCUGGUCAGACCCGCAGCCUCAGAACGGACGGUCGGUCAGCAAGAGGGGCGUGAGCUGCCAGUUCGGCCCCGACGUGACGGAGCGCUUCCUGGAGCAGAACAAGCUGGACUACAUCAUCCGCAGCCACGAGGUCAAAGCUGAGGGUUACGAGGUCACCCACUCAGGGAAGUGCAUCACCGUCUUCUCAGCGCCCAACUACUGUGACCAGAUGGGAAAUAAAGGAGCAUACAUCCACCUCAGGGGAUCAGACCUCAAGCCAGAGUUCCACCAGUUCACAGCUGUGCCUCAUCCGAAUGUCAAGCCCAUGGCGUACGCCAACACGCUAAUGCAGCUGGGGAUGAUGUAGAGAGGGAGCGGACUCCGAGGACGUCCCGUCAGACCCGCAGCAUCCCUGCCGCCUCAUUCCCUGCAGCACUCGGACAUGCUUAGCCCCAGGGACCCCCCUCCUCAACAAACUAGUCGUAAGCAGAAAAACCAUGUAGUUCUGAUGGGAAGAGACCACUGAGACCAGCCGCGUUCAGAGCUGGUCGUAGUAUUUUCACGUCAGUUAAACUGGAAAAUCCACCUUUCCGUUGUUCCUUUUCCUGAUCUUUUGUUCCAGCGGGGAUACGGAGAGCGACCUCCCAACACUUUUGGAUGAUUUCUUUUCUUUCUUUGAGCUGCUUGGGUUUUAAAUCUGAGACGCUCAGCUGGUGGCUCUAAAUAGCUGGUUUGUACCAAAGAUCUGUAUUGAAUGAUUGUUCAGUUUUAGCAAGAAGACGGAGUGAGUCUGAAACCUGCAGUUCUUUAGCUGGUUCAGGAGCAGCAUCAGUGUUACCCAAACCGCCUCCAGCGUCAGCUUGCUUUUUAAUUCAUCAGGAAUUUGAAUCCGACCACGAUUCCGAAGUCUCUGGGUUCAGUCAUAAAGGUGCUGUUUGCCAUACGUGAUGUAUUUUGCUGAGAACGUGACUUUUUGCACUUCUGCGUCGCUUCCCAUCGGGAAAGUACUGUUGCACUCCAGGUUGUUCAUCCUCGACCGUCAUCGUGCCACCGCGGCGGGCCGCUCCCGCACAGCCCGCUCUGCGUACGGAGCGAAACGCCGACGGCACUCGAGUCUUCAGCACAUGUUCAUCACGGCCGACUCACUGACCCCAAACGUUCUGUCAUCACACAAACGUCCAGAAAACAAUCCUGUCUUGAAACGCACAGAAGCAUUGUCCAACGACUCAACUUUUUAGGUAAAAGAAUACACGGAUGUGUAUGUAUAUAUAUACUGUAUCAUUUAAAGAUUCUGUGUAAUGUUUGGAGAAAAUUAUUGAAUAAAAAAAUCCAGUCCAGUGAUUAGACAAA
Oryzias melastigma (Indian medaka) is the source of this 2476-nucleotide messenger RNA. RefSeq names its product protein phosphatase 5, catalytic subunit (gene ppp5c). The record is from RefSeq and is a predicted model, not a curated record. Gene Ontology annotation, cellular component: cytosol; nucleus. The coding region runs from base 18 to 1493 and encodes 491 amino acids. Gene Ontology annotation, molecular function: protein binding; protein serine/threonine phosphatase activity. The transcript has 13 exons. NCBI's taxonomy places the organism in Eukaryota, Metazoa, Chordata, Actinopteri, Beloniformes, Adrianichthyidae.